AUGCCAUUGCUAGAGGAGAACCCAACGUUUACAGGCCGGCCAGAGACUCACAAAUUUGCCGGAAUCCUCUUUGAUAUGGACGGAACCAUAGUCGACUCAACAGACGCUAUCGUCAAACAUUGGCACAAAAUAGGCAAAGAACUAGGAGUGGAUCCUGCCAUGAUACUGCAGUCUUCACACGGGAGGAGAUCGAUAGAUACGUUUCAGCUGUACGAUCCAAGCAAGGCCAAUUGGGAGUAUGUCAGUCACGUUGAAGGCUUGAUCCCUAGACAAUUUGGGCUCGACGCUGUUGAGGUGCCUGGGGCCAGAAACUUGCUCGCAUCGCUCGAGGCAGCCAAGGUGCCAUGGGCAAUCGUAACAAGUGGUACACGACCUCUUGUAACUGGAUGGCUUGACGUAAUGAAGCUUGCUCAUCCUCGGAACUUGGUCGUUGCGGAAGAUGUGAAAGAGGGAAAGCCAGAUCCCGAAUGCUAUCGUCUCGGGCGAGAAAAGCUCGGUUUAAGCGCCGACACCAGGGUUCUCGUGGUUGAGGACUCUCCAGCCGGCAUCCGUGCUGGAAAGGCUGCGUCGUGCAAUGUGGUUGGGCUGGCGACAACGCACGAUAUCGCGCAACUGCGAGAAAAUGGCCCCGAUUGGAUCGUCAAGGAUCUUCAGAGUGUUCGGUUUGUCAAUAGGAACGCGGAUACAGGGGAGGUUGCCAUAGAGAUUUUGCACUCGCUAGAGUAG
Molecule: messenger RNA, 726 nt
Organism: Letharia columbiana
Lineage: Eukaryota; Fungi; Ascomycota; Lecanoromycetes; Lecanorales; Parmeliaceae
Exons: 5
Coding region: 1-726 (241 amino acids)
Molecular function (GO): beta-phosphoglucomutase activity; sugar-phosphatase activity
Source: RefSeq, a predicted model, not a curated record